This is a messenger RNA of Tupaia belangeri chinensis (Chinese tree shrew), 944 nucleotides long. It is a transcript of the gene ARL1, whose product is annotated as ARF like GTPase 1. NCBI's taxonomy places the organism in Eukaryota, Metazoa, Chordata, Mammalia, Scandentia, Tupaiidae. Gene Ontology annotation, molecular function: GTPase activity; GTP binding. The transcript has 5 exons. The coding region runs from base 72 to 566 and encodes 164 amino acids. The record is from RefSeq and is a predicted model, not a curated record.
GUUUUUGUUUUUAUUAUUUUUCAGGUGGCUUUUUCUCAAGUAUAUUUUCUAGUCUGUUUGGAACUCGGGAAAUGAGGAUUUUAAUUUUGGGAUUAGAUGGAGCAGGAAAAACUACAAUUUUGUACAGAUUACAGGUUGGAGAAGUCGUUACUACUAUUCCUACUAUUGGAUUUAAUGUAGAGACAGUGACAUAUAAAAACCUUAAAUUCCAAGUCUGGGAUUUAGGAGGACAGACAAGUAUCAGGCCAUACUGGAGAUGUUAUUAUUCAAACACAGAUGCAGUCAUUUAUGUUGUAGAUAGUUGUGACCGAGAUCGAAUUGGCAUUUCCAAAUCAGAGUUAGUUGCCAUGUUGGAGGAAGAAGAGCUGAGAAAAGCCAUUUUAGUGGUGUUUGCAAAUAAGCAGGACAUGGAACAGGCCAUGACUCCGUCAGAGAUGGCAAAUUCCCUUGGAUUACCUGCCUUGAAAGACCGAAAAUGGCAAAUAUUCAAAACGUCCGCAACCAAAGGCACUGGCCUCGAUGAGGCCAUGGAAUGGUUAGUUGAAACAUUGAAAAGCAGACAGUGAUUCAGUCAGUUCCGCUCAUCUGAAAUGAAGGCUGCAUUACAUGCCCCUUUGGAAACAGUCCUGUGUACUUCACACUUCCAAAUGUUAAAGUCGUCUCGUGUAUACUGAACUGACCGCAGCGUUUGUAAUAAAUACGAAAAAUAAGUAUGUGGUUGGAGGAGUAACUCAGUUGAAUCAUAUGAAUGUUCUAUAUAAUGUAUAAUAUUCCUUCCUCACCUGUGUUAAGGUAUAUAUUCUAUUUGUAUGGAAUUCUUAUUCAAAUAUAAUCCUAUUAAAGAAUGCACUCUUGUUGCAGGGGAAAACCCCUCCUAUUUUUGAAUUAGUGGUUGCAGCUUGUUUGUAUAAACACUAACAAAUAUAUUAAUUCAUAUUUUUCUU